AUACUUUGUCUGAUCUGUACGGAGAAACAAGAUGGGCAUAUUCAAAACUAGUGUUAUUGAUUUUAUGACUUUUCUUUUGAUGUUCUUUGGACUUAUAUUUAUUGCAAAUGGACAAUGGACGGCUGCAGGCGAGCUUGAAGUGAGAAAGCAGAAGCUAGAUUCGAUAACAUAUGACAGACUUGUCAGACCAACUGAAACAGUAGCUGUUAAGGCUGCACUUAAUCUGUUAUCGAUCGAUUCAUUGGACACUAAAUCCAUGACGCUUACAAUGACCGGUUGGUUGACAGUAGAUUGGACAGACAGCAGAUUGGCUUGGACUGUGGAUGGUACAUUAACAGCUGAUUACUUCUACGCUCUGGACACCGAAAUAUGGAAACCGGAACUCUUUAUUGACAAUUCGAAACAAGAUGUGAAAAUAUUAAACGACGCCUACCUACAGUUCAAAGUUGAGAAAACGGGUGUUGUCGAAUGGGAACUUCCUCUAAUAUUCCAGACACAUUGUGAAGUAGAUGUAACCUUUUAUCCUUUUGACAAACAAUCAUGUAGUAUUGAAUUAACCAGCUGGGCUUAUACUAAAGAAGAUUUGACACUAGAGGCACUUUAUGAAGUAAUAAAAACGGAAGACCUACAAGAAAACGGAGAGUGGGCUGUGACAGGCUCAGAAGUUAAAGCAAAAGAUCUUACAGAGACUAAAGCCUCUGGAUCAGUUAAGACGUAUCCCGUACUAGAGUUUGUUAUCACACUACGACGGAAACCUCCGUAUUACGUACCUGGAGUCAUCCUACCAGUACUGCUUGUAGCCUUUUUACAGAUCCUUGUAUUUGUACUCCCUGUUGAUUCGGGAGAAAAAAUAGGGUUUUCAAUCACUGUACUGCUGGCUUUGGCUGUUCUUUUAACAUUGGUGACGGACAGUAUGCCUGCAUCCGCAGUACAUAUAUCAUAUCUCUCUGUAUAUCUAGCUAUGACGCUUGUUCUUGGUGUCUUCUGUGUUUUUGCUACAGUGCUUGUAAUCCGGAUCAAUUUCCGAGAUGAUGCCGUGCCAGUUCCUAAAUGGGUUUACAAAUUAAUUCGAGGCUGUUGUGUUCCUAUUUCUUGUUGGAGAGGAUGUUGUAAAAACUCCGUGUCUACCAAGAAAGUAGACGAUAGUAUAUCCGUAAGUUAUGACAACAAUGAUGAUCUGCUCUGUUGGAAAGAUGUGUCCGCUGUUCUUGAUUGGUUCUUCUUCGUGCUAUUACUAGUCUUGACAACUCUGCUGACAUUAACAUUUACCUUGGUUUUGUUGAUUGGUGGCUACACAUAAAGUUGUAUCUGUUAUCACAUUUUAUAUUUAAUUUAUGUCUUCUUUUUUUUCAAUUUGUAACAUACUAAACGUCAUUAGCAUUUUAUAAAAUCAACAGAAACAUUUCGUUCACAAAACAUAUCUGCAUAAAUAUUAUGAAAUUUCUCCAGUAAAUGUGUGAUGGCUAUAAUUCUUUAUAUUCGUCGUCAUGUAAUUCACACAGAAAUUUUGUUAAUAACCAUGCAUUCUGAAACGACUAGUAUAGGCUUUUGUUUUAUAUAGGACUCAAAUGAUAACAAGUGACUUACCGUUGUUGUGAUUGGACGUCAAAAUUCAUUACAGGUUCCGGUGCUUACUUUGCAACAAUAAAGUGAGUCAAUGUAA
Mytilus californianus (California mussel) is the source of this 1663-nucleotide messenger RNA. Its product is annotated as neuronal acetylcholine receptor subunit alpha-2-like. Bases 32 to 1300 code for a protein of 422 amino acids. The record is from RefSeq and is a predicted model, not a curated record. Gene Ontology annotation, cellular component: synapse; neuron projection; membrane. The transcript is spliced from 7 exons. NCBI's taxonomy places the organism in Eukaryota, Metazoa, Mollusca, Bivalvia, Mytilida, Mytilidae. Gene Ontology annotation, molecular function: extracellular ligand-gated monoatomic ion channel activity; transmembrane signaling receptor activity; neurotransmitter receptor activity. Gene Ontology annotation, biological process: nervous system process; chemical synaptic transmission; monoatomic ion transmembrane transport.